Molecule: messenger RNA, 1061 nt
Organism: Python bivittatus (Burmese python)
Lineage: Eukaryota; Metazoa; Chordata; Lepidosauria; Squamata; Pythonidae
Source: RefSeq, a predicted model, not a curated record
AUGCUUCUGGGAGACUCAGAGGCCGGGCUGGCCUGGAAGGAGGGCCGCCUUAGCAGCGACAUUCUGCGGGAGGUGGAGAAGCUGGAAGCCGCCGACCUCGUCAUCUUCCAGUUCCCUCUCCAGUGGUUUGGCCUCCCGGCCAUUUUGAAAGGGUGGUUCGACCGGAUCCUCAUUGAGGGCUUUGCCUACUCCUACAGCGCCAUGUAUAAUCAGGGGCCCUUUCAGAAGAAGAAGGCUGUGCUCUCCUUCACCACUGGAGGGAUGGGCUCCAUGUACACCCCAGCAGGCAUCAACGGAGACAUCAACGUCCUUCUCUGGCCAAUACAGAAUGGCACCCUUCGUUUCUGUGGCUUCCAAGUCUUGGCUCCCCAGAUUGCUUUCGGUAUUGCCCAUACCCCAGAGGAAGAACGUUCCCAAGUCCUGGAGGACUGGAAGAGGAGACUGGUGACCAUCUGGGAAGAGGAGCCCCUCAGCUUUGCCCCAAACAGCCUCUUUGAACUGAGUUUUGCUAAGGGCUUCGUGCUGAAGAAAGAUGUCCAGGAAGAGCAGGAAAAGGAGAAAUACGGGCUGACAGUCGGCCAGCAUCUGGGGAAGCCGUUCCCACCAGACCACCAGGUCAAAGCCCAGGAGCAAUAUCUGUCCCGCUGGGAAGCAGUGUAGGAUUGUAGUGGCUGUGACCCCCCCUCGCCCCCCCAUCUUCUCAACUUGCCCUUGCCCAAGUGGGCACCUAGCUAGAGUAGAAGACAAGGCAGGAUCCUUCAGGUGGCGGGUUUUCCACCUCAGCUUAGUUCCUUGUCUUGGUGCCAGAAUCGGGGUACGGCUGCCUUGAAGGGCUGCCCGCCAAUGGGGUCAGAGGUCUGCUCGCAGUCCCUCAGUGCUCACGUUUCCUAAACCCCGUGUGCCUUUUCUGUUCUGUGUAGUUAGGAAGCUGCCAGUGCCUGCUUUUUAAAGUCCAGCUGUUGAGACUAACCUGACAGGUGCUAGUGGUAGGAAGCGAUACGUUGCCCAUCUUUUUCUGCCUAUAACCGUUCUUAGUGAAAUAAAAGCACUUUCAAAGCAAA